Molecule: messenger RNA, 441 nt
Organism: Bipolaris zeicola 26-R-13
Lineage: Eukaryota; Fungi; Ascomycota; Dothideomycetes; Pleosporales; Pleosporaceae
Exons: 3
Coding region: 1-441 (146 amino acids)
Cellular component (GO): cytoplasm
Molecular function (GO): protein phosphatase inhibitor activity
Source: RefSeq, a predicted model, not a curated record
AUGAACCCGCACCAGCAGAACAAGGUCGAUGUCAGCAAACUGUCAGAGCAGGAGGCCAAGCUCUUCCGUCUGUACGGCAAGCUGCCCAACAAGAAGGACCUUCUCCAGAACAAGCUCAAGGAGCGCAAGUACUUUGACAGUGGCGACUACGCCCUCUCCAAAGCCGGAAAGGCUGGUGACGUCGGUGUCACACAAGUCGGUCGCGAGCAUCCUAAUCCCGAAAAGAUCCCACACAUCGCCCCCUCCACACCCAUUGGGCAAAAUGGCUCCGUCAACAGCAAUGGCAACAGCGCUGCUGCCUCGCAGGGUGAUUUGGCUAGCAGCCCCGUCAAGGAACACACAUUCUUGCACCGCGAGACGAGCUUGAACCGGGAAACCUCGGCUUCGGAGUUUGAGAACGAUAUUUCCCAGGACGCACAGGGUGGCCCUGUCAAGGCAUAA